Molecule: messenger RNA, 2753 nt
Organism: Nelumbo nucifera (sacred lotus)
Lineage: Eukaryota; Viridiplantae; Streptophyta; Magnoliopsida; Proteales; Nelumbonaceae
Gene: PGN
Product: Tetratricopeptide repeat (TPR)-like superfamily protein
Biological process (GO): RNA modification
Molecular function (GO): protein binding; RNA binding
Source: RefSeq, a predicted model, not a curated record
GUAUGAAACCACAAACGCCAAAUACCAAUCUCUCUUUAGUCUUUACUGGGACUCCACCAAAGACUGGUGCCCAAGGACAAGUUAUUCCGGGACGGGGUCCGCUGCCCACAGAGCGCGCACCACAGCUCAUCUAUCCGUGCAUUGGGAGUAUCUCCCCAGUCCCCAUGACAAGUGGGGGAGAUAUCCCCCGUGCGCGGAUGGGAUGGGCAGUGGGGCGCGCUAGUGGGCAGCCGAUCCAAUCACAAUUAUGGGCUUCCACCGUGUCAUCGUCUUUAGUUCAGUCUAUGGGCCUGGGGUGGGGUGGCAGGUGCAAAUGCAGCACAGUCCUUCGUUCCCAAAGUUACUAGGCUGUUAUCUGUAUGGUAUCAUCCAACCCGAUAGACCUUCAUAUACAGCAUUCCCCCGCCCCGUGGACCGUGGUCUUUCUAUCUUCCUGUCAACGACUUUUAUUGUACAUUGAUCGUAGAAAUGAAGAGUGAAACAAUAUGAGAUGAUCACAUCGUGUUCGGUGGUUGGUUUAAUUUUCGUUGCACAAACCUUAGAUGAAUAUCUCUAGAUUACUUUCCAACUCUCACUUCCCUUUAGUCCCACCACACAUCAGACUUCCAUUGGUUUGGACCCGCGGACUCGCUGCGCACCACUCAAAUGAUCUACAUCUACCCAUUCCUACCGAAGCAUCCUCAAUUUUAGCCACCAAACUUGUCACCUCAUAUUUCCACAGGGGACGGCUUGAACAAGCACGUAAACUAUUCGACGAAAUUCCCAACAGAGACGUCGUACUAUGGACGGCCAUGAUAUCUGGAUACACUUCUCGUGGUCUUUACUCCAACGCAUGGGCCGUGUUCUGCCAGAUGACAAGCCAAGGAAUGGACCCCAAUGAGUUUACCAUAUCAAGCGUUCUCAAGGCGUGCAAAGGCAUGGAAUCUUGUUCCUGUGGGCUCAUGGUUCAUGGUUUGGCACUCAAGCACGGCCUGGAUGGAUGCAUAUACGUGGAGAACACGCUCAUGGACAUGUACGCAACGUGUUGUCCUAGCAUGGACGAUGCAUACAUGGUUUUCCGGCAUAUCCGUGAGAAGAACGCCGUUUCGUGGACUACCAUGAUCACCGGAUACACGCACAGAGGAGAUGUCUAUGGUGGACUUCAAGUAUUCAGGCGAAUGAUUCAGGAGGGUGUGGACCUGAAUCCUUUCAGCUGUUCCAUUGCAAUCAGAGCUUGUGCUUCUAUAGGCAUCCCAUCUUUCGGCAAGCAGAUGCAUGUUAUGGUGAUCAAAUGUGGUUUUGACUUCAACCUCCCUGUUGCAAAUUCUUUAUUAGACAUGUACUGUAGGUGCAAUAGUUUAUCUGAAGCAAAACGCUACUUCCAUGAAAUUCCACAGAAAGAUUUGAUCACAUGGAACACAUUGAUUGCUGGAUAUGAAAAAUCUGGUUCUGAUUGGUCUCUCAACCUAUUUUUGCACAUGCUAUCAGAGGGUCUUAGCCCGAAUUGCUUCACAUUUACCAGUGUCAUAGCAGCUUGUGCUAAUUUGGCACUUUUGAAUUGCGGAGAACAAAUUCAUGGAGGGAUAUUCCAAAGAGGACUUCAAGGGAACUUACCAUUAGAUAAUGCUCUUAUAGAUAUGUAUGCAAAAUGUGGAUGUGUAGAUGAUUCACGCAGAAUCUUUGAUGAGAUGCCUCAAAGAGACCUGGUUUCUUGGACUUCAAUGAUGAUGGGAUAUGGAACCCAUGGAUAUGGAAAAGAGGCAAUUGGACUGUUUAACAAGAUGUUGGAUUCUGGUAUCAGACCUGAUCAAAUUGUGUUUAUGGGGGUUCUUAGUGCUUGUAGCCAUGCUGGACUUGUAUCUGAAGGCUUGAAUUAUUUUAAUUCUAUGGCUACCAAUUACCAUGUAACCCCAAAUCAAGAAAUUUAUGGGUGUGUUGUGGACCUGCUUGGACGUGCUGGGAGGAUCAAGGAGGCUUAUCAACUGAUAGAGGCAAUGCCAUUCAAACCUGAUGUAUCUGUUUGGAGCGCAUUGCUUGGAGCUUGCAAGGCACAUGGAGAUUCAAAUCUUGGUCGAUUGGCUGCUCAGAAGAUUCUAAGUUUGAGGCCUAAUGGAGCUGAUACUUAUGUUAUACUAUCAAAUAUUUAUGCUGCUGAUGGUAAGUGGGGGGAAUUUGCAAAAGUGAGGAAGUUGAUGAGAGGGAUAGGGUGUAAGAAAGAGGCAGGAGUGAGUUGGAUUGAGGUAGGGAAUCAGGUAUAUAGCUUUGUAGUUGGUGACAAGGUGGGUUCCCACAUUGAGAUGGUGUACAGAGGGUUGGAAAUGCUUGUUCAACACAUGAAAGAAGUAGGGAAUGAUCUUGACUCAGAUUGCUUGUUGCAUCUAUUGGAAGAUGAGUCUUAAGAAAUUGUAAAACUUAAUUGAAUAACUUGAGAAGGUAUGGGUAGGGACCAGGGAAGAAAGAAGAGCACCUUAAGUUUUUUAAAGAAUACAACAAAAAAGGGCAGCCCAGUGCACGGCCUUACCUUUGCAAAUACAUAGAGAGGCUGUUUUCAUGAUUUAAAGAUUACAACACUUUAGUUCAUUCCCUCUAUGUCAUUAGGUAUCUCUACAAAGGUGAAUUUUUGCAAGCAAGUCAUUAGGCUUGCUUGACAUUGGAAGCUUGAAAUGGGUAGGAGGUGGGAAAGCAGAAGAAAAUUUUUACUAUAUAUAAUGCCGAUACUUGCCUUGGCUUCAUGUCCAUGUCAUAAAAGUUAAAUCAGAAUAUCAAUACUUACA